CCCCCUCCCGGCCGUCCCGGCGGCCAUUGCUCCAAGAUGGCGGCGGCGGCGGCGGGGCAGAUGACCCCAGGUGGAACCACUCUUCUUGAUCACCCUCAGCCUGAAACCUAGGGAGGAUGCCCUGGACGCCCUGGCUAGGGUCUGACAUCAGGCCCCAUGCGGCUCACCCGCUGCUGGGCUGCCCUGGCAGCAGCCAUCAUCCUCAACCUCCUAGUCUUCUUCUAUGUGUCAUGGCUACAACACCAGCCCAGAAACUCCCGGACCCGGGGCCCACGCCGCACUUCUGCCAUUGGUCCACGAGUCACUGUCCUGAUUCGGGAAUUUGAGGCUUUUGACAACGCGGUGCCGGAGCUAGUGGAUUCCUUCCUGCAGCUGGACCCAGCCCAGCCUGUGGUGGUGGCCGCCGACACACUCCCUUACCCACCCCUGGCCUUGCCUCGCAUUCCCAACGUUCGCCUGGCCCUGCUCCAGCCAGCUCUGGACCGGUCAGCGGCGGCCUCGCGCCCGGAGACAUAUGUAGCCACAGAGUUCGUGGCCCUGGUGCCUGAUGGAGCGCGGGCCGAGUCACCAGGACAUCUGGAGCGAAUGGUGGAGGCGCUCCGGGGAAGCAGCGCGCGCCUCGUAGCCGCCCCGGUCGCCACUACCAACCCAGCGCGGUGCCUGGCACUGAACGUCAGCUUGAGGGAGUGGACUGCGCGCUACGGCCCAGCGCCCAGCGCGCCCCGCUGCGACGCUUUGGAUGGCGACGCGGUGCUGCUGAUGCGCUCCCGCGACCUCUUCAACCUCUCGGUUCCCCUGGCACGGCCGCUGGCCACCAGCCUCUUCCUACAGACCGCCCUGCGCGGCUGGGCAGUGCAGUUGCUGGAUUUGACUUUCGCCUCGGCGCGCCAGCCCCCUCUGGCCACCGCCCACGCGCGCUGGAAGGCGGAACGCGAGGGGCGCUCACGGAGGGCGGCGCUGCUGCGCUCUCUUGGUAUCCGCCUGGUGAGCUGGGAAGGCGGACGGCUCGAGUGGUUUGGCUGCAGCAAGGAGAGCCCGCGCUGCUUCGGUACGGUAGUGGGCGACACACCCGCCUACCUGUACGAGGGCCGCUGGACACCACCUUGCUGCCUGCGCGCACUGCGGGAGACUGCGCGCUACGUGGUGGGCGUGCUGGAGGCGGCAGGCGUGCGCUACUGGUUGGAGGGCGGCUCGCUGCUGGGUGCAGCCCGCCAUGGCGACAUCAUCCCGUGGGACUACGACGUAGAUCUGGGCAUCUACCUGGAGGACGUGGGCAACUGCGAACAGUUGCGGGGCGCAGAGGCUGGCUCGGUAGUGGAUGAACGAGGCUUCGUGUGGGAGAAGGCGGUGGAGGGCGACUUCUUCCGAGUGCAGUACAGCGAGAGCAACCACCUGCACGUGGACCUGUGGCCCUUCUACCCACGCAAUGGGGUCAUGACCAAGGACACAUGGCUGGACCACCGGCAGGAUGUUGAGUUCCCAGAGCACUUCCUGCAGCCGCUGGUCCCACUGGCCUUUGCGGGUUUCAUGGCACAGGCCCCUAACAACUACCGCCGCUUCCUGGAGCUCAAGUUUGGGCCUGGGGUCAUCGAGAACCCGGAGUACCCCAACCCUGCACUCUUAAGCUUGACAGGUGGCUGAAGCCCUGAUGCCCGCAUCUGGGGCCAAGGGAACUGCAGGGUGCAGGAAUCUGUUCUUUGCCUCGGGUUCUGUACGGAUCUGAACCAGUUUGUGAUUGGACAAUGGGGCUGUGCACUGGAGGGGAAAAAAAAAACAAAACGGGUGAACUGGCCAAGGAAGAUUGGAGGAAGCCCACAGAACAAGUCUGACUUUGGCAGGAAGUAGAACCCAAAGACUGGAGCAACACAUAGGCUCUUAAGCCUCGAGGUGGGGCUACGUGUAAGCCCUCCUAGCCCAUCCUCAUGAGGGAGAAAAGUGGUGGCCUUUGAUGGAAAAGCCCAGGGAUUUGAGUCCAGUCUUCAGGGCUCUGCAUAGUCUCUGCCCUAUAUUCCAAGAGCCGUGGGCCCUUGGAAAGUGAGGUCCGGAGAACAAACCAGCCAGCCUCCGUCUAACCACAGACAACUUAGGUAGCCCCGGACCAGUUAGUUACCCAGUCUCAGUUUCAUUUGAGAUACUGAAUGCCUCCAUUUGUAUUUAGGGAUCCUCAGUGCCCUUGGCGCUAGUGCUUCCUUCCUCCACUAGAGGGCGCGUCUGUCCCGCUUUUCAUCUUUGAUAAUCUUGUCCAUCCGAUCCCUUGUCUGGUCGUGCCCCACCCCUCGCCCCCAGGCUCUGCUUCACCGCCUUCAUCUCUGGUUUUCUUGGAGUGGCUCUGGAAGGUGGGAAAGCACUGGCCACCUCCCCUCCUCCCUUUUAAGAGUGCUGCUUGAUGUAUCUGCUUCUUCUAACCCCAUCGUGCUCUUGGAGGAUUGACCAGGCUCUGGUUUGGGAUCUGGCCAAUAUAUUACCUCUUUAUUUCAGUCCCCUGCACCUGUUCCUCCCCAUCCCCCUUCCGGGAAGGGAUAAACCUUUGCCAUAGCUCACAGUUACAAAGAGCUUGCUGGGCCCAGGCAUACACACGGAAGUGAUAGCUGCUAUUACAUCCAUUUAUCAGGGAGAAAAACUGAGGCCAAAAUGACAGUUAACCAGAUAGUUUAGGAAGUGGCCAGUAGAGGACUUGAAUUCAGGUCACAGUUUCAAGGCCACACUUCACUUCCUCUUUAGAUCCUGUUGUAGAAAUAGUACCAAAAUGGAGCCUUGCGGUGGCCGUGCCAUUUAAACAGGUUUAAAAAAUUCUCAUUUCAUUAUGCAUAUAAAUUAUGUCAAACUGCUACUACUGGUAUGUAUAUUGUUAAAUAAGGCUUAAAUUAUGCUACUUUAAAGUUUAAAAACUCAA
Rattus norvegicus (Norway rat) is the source of this 2893-nucleotide messenger RNA. RefSeq names its product fukutin related protein (gene Fkrp). The record is from RefSeq and is a predicted model, not a curated record. Lineage: Eukaryota; Metazoa; Chordata; Mammalia; Rodentia; Muridae.